AUGUGUCUUAAGGUGGUCAGGGAAUGGAAUCCCUGGUUCCCAGAGGAAGGAUCUAUGGAUGUAGAUAAUUGGAAACGGGUCCGUCACAAUGUUGAAAAGGCCAUGAGGCAAGGUGAAAAAAUUCCAAUUCAGUUUUGGUCUAUCUGGUCUAUUUUAUAUACAAUGUUUAAAGCCAUGGAGGAAGAAAGGUUGAUUGGCAAUUUACAAAAGGAGCUGGCUCCCUCUAUUCUAGAUCUCCCUCUGGAUAUUAGUGAAAAAGAAGAGGUAGUAAAAGAUACGCAACAAUUGACUCAUAAUUCUUCACAAAAUUCUGCUGAUUUAAUUGGUAAUGCUACAGAAAAGAAAACGAAAGUAAAAACGAUGAUCGAUGAUCGCUCUGUUCCGGAGCAAUUCAAACUUGUUAUGGAGGAGGUUCUGGGACGUCUUAAUAAAUUAGAAGCUAAAAUGGACCCUAAGCCUUUAUCGGGAACCAGGCCCUCUGCCCCUCCGGCCACCAAUCCUUUUUUGGCAGCUUCUUUAAAGGCUGUCCAGGAAAUGGACUCAGAACGUUCUGAUGAUGAGGACGAAACUCCCUUCUUUGCUUUUCCUAUAAUCAGGCCUGAUCCAGCUAAUGGAAUGGCACAGCCACCUCGGUAUGAGGGGAUUGAUAUUGAUCAUAUUAGCAGAUUAAAAAAGGCAGUGACAAUGUAUGGACCUCAAUCCCAUUAUGUAAAAGCAUUGCUUUAUGCUUUUGCUACUCAUUAUAAUAAUUUUGCUCCUGAGGAUUGGAAGAUUGUGGGCCGUGCUCUUCUACAGGAACCUGAAUAUCUUCAAUGGCACAUGUGGUUUUUAGAAGGAUGUGCCACUAAGGCUAGAGAAAAUGGUAACAGUCAAAACCAUGUUAUUCGUGCCAUAGGAUACCCUAUGUUAUCUGGCACUGGUAUGUAUGAUGACAUUCAACAUCAAAUUAAUAUUCCUCCUGAGAUUCAUGAGCAAUUGAAGGAAAUAGCUUUAGAAGCUUGGGACAAAAUUAGACUUACUGGAGAACAUUAUGGCUCAUGGACAAAAGUUUCACAAAAACCCAAUGAACCUUAUGUAAAAUUUUUAUCUAGAUUAAAAUUGACAAUUGAACGAACCGUGGUAGGAGAGGCUGCCAGGCAACAAUUACUACGUUUGCUGGCUUAUAAAAAUGCUAAUGAAAAUUGUAGACGAGCCAUUUUACCGAUUAAAGAUACAGGAGAUAUUCAUACAUACUUAAAGGUGUACAAAGAUAUAACAUCAGAAUCGAGAAAGAUGCAAUUAUUUGCUGAAACCAUGGCCUCUACAUGGCAUGCUUUACAGAAUACUAAUCGAAAUUUGGCUAACAUGAAGUGUUUUGGGUGUGGCCAGACUGGACAUCUGAGGAAAAAUUGUAAGCGAAAGAAUGAUAAGGAAACUAGGGGACCUGGAAUAUGUCCUAAAUGCAAAAAGGGUAAACAUUGGGCUCGAGAAUGUAGAACGAAAAAUGCAGCCACUCUUGCAGUUCAGGGAAACGGUCCAUCGGGCCGGACCCCAGGCCCUGGACAAAUAAACGGGGGCAACCCACAAUCUUUCCCCUACAACCUGCAACCCAACAUAGUGCCGCCGUGGACAUCCCAGCCUUAA
This is a messenger RNA of Marmota flaviventris (yellow-bellied marmot), 1623 nucleotides long. Lineage: Eukaryota; Metazoa; Chordata; Mammalia; Rodentia; Sciuridae. The record is from RefSeq and is a predicted model, not a curated record.